UUCUCCUUUGUCUCUUUUGUCCUUUCUCUCUCUCUCUAUCCUUUUGUAUCUUUGGAUUCUAUACCUUCAGAUUCGAGAAAAGAGGCAUAAUACCUUUCCUUUCUCAUUCUGAAAAAGACACGACUUUUAGCAAUUUUCAAUUAAUCGAAAUUUAACUUGCAUUAACGGUACACAACAACUGGAAUAAACAAUCAUGCUUCGGCUUGUUCGACCCACAGAUUCAUUAAAGAAACGUCUCAUCAUCAGCUAUGGCAAAGAUUGGGUCCUUGUCAUUAUCAUGAUAAUUAUUUUCUUUGCUAUCGACUCUGUCGACCCUCACCAUAGAGAAUUUUCAAUCCAUGAUGAGGCAUUAAUGCACUACUAUACAGUUAAUGAAACAGUGCCUGUUUGGGCUCUUGUUAUGAUAGCCAUUGUUGCUCCAAUUGUUAUUAUCGCUAUUGUAGCGCUCGCAGUGCGCAGAAGCUUUUUAGAUUUUCAUAGUGCCUUACUUGGUUUAGCAUUAUCACUAUCGCUGACCAUCAUGAUAACAGAUGUGAUCAAGGUCACUGUGGGUAGACCUAGACCGGAUAUGCUGGAUAGAUGUCAGCCACCACCAAACAUCGAAAACCCACCGUUACACUUACUUAAUUAUACAAUUUGCACAGAAGACCAUACAACUUACAAGUUUAGAGACGGGUUCAAGAGUUUUCCUAGUGGGCAUAGUUCUUUCUCUUUCGCUGGUAUGGGUUACUUGUCAUUCUAUCUCGCUGGAAAAAUGCAUUUGUUCGAUGAAGGAGGACAUACAUAUAAAGGCUUUGUGUUCUCCUUUCCAUUUCUAGCAGCUUUAUUAGUCGCCAUAUCACGUUUGCAUGACUAUAGGCAUCAUUGGACAGACGUGUUUGCUGGUGCAAUUAUAGGCACUGUAUUUGCUUAUUUCGCCUAUAGACAGUAUUACCCAUCCUUAGCAGAUGUUCAAUGUCACAAACCAUUUCCACUAAGGAUCAAGGCCCCAGAAAAUCUAUUUCCUAAUGACAGCACUCAUAACCAUGAAGAUUUGGAAGCUGGCUUGAGCCGCCCUUAUAGUGAUUAUUCUGAUCAACUUCACAUAUCAAAUACCAGUUUUACUUCAACUUCUACAUCACCUGAACAUUUUGAUUACCCUCAAAGUCAUACAACUUAUAACACUUCUAUUAAAACAGGCGACGAACCGCUACCACACAAACUCAAUGCCAAGCAUAGAGAAGAUGUCUCGGUCAGUAAACCAACGAAUACCUUGCACCCCUCCAAUAGUCGCCGAUCUCAUACUUAAAGCCGAAUAGAAAUUAUCUGUUCAAGAUUUUUAUGAAGAAAGGAAUUCCUGGUUUUUGUCAGCACUUGAUCUGUUUGAAGAAAAUUUUUGUAUUUCUAUUUAUUUUUCUAUUUGAUUGUGUAAUUCUAUAUGUAAGACGGCUACACCGUUCAAUUUUCUGUUGGUUCAUGCCACCCCUUGACUCAUUUAUUAUAGAUUCAUAAUGCUGAUUGAUAAAGCUGAUGUAUCUAUACCUACUUCAAUGGUUUAUUGUGUUAUAUCUGUUCUUAUUUUCAUUUGAUAUAUAUUGUGUCUAUAAACUGUUAAUAUUCUAAUGUAUAGACACAAAUGAAUUGCAUUUAUGUCCAAAAUUUUGGUAUACAAGUAUUUUUAAAUAAAGAAAAAGAAAAAUCAAAAGCCUUUCACUGCCUGGUACGAAAACGAAAGUAGGAGGCAAAUACGUAUAAUAUAGUGGUUUUCCAAAUCCGGCGUUCAUUGAAACUGAAUCAACAGCUUU
Messenger RNA from Mycotypha africana, 1784 nucleotides. RefSeq names its product phosphatidic acid phosphatase type 2/haloperoxidase. The record is from RefSeq and is a predicted model, not a curated record. The transcript has 7 exons. Lineage: Eukaryota; Fungi; Mucoromycota; Mucoromycetes; Mucorales; Mycotyphaceae. Bases 194 to 1288 code for a protein of 364 amino acids. Gene Ontology annotation, biological process: phospholipid metabolic process. Gene Ontology annotation, molecular function: phosphatidate phosphatase activity.